ACAACAAAGGAGUCUGCUCCUUGACAACGGUUGAUUUAUGGAUGUUUGCCCAACUUUCCUUGCACACAUCAGUCCAUUAGAACUUGAGUGUUGAUCUUUUCAAUAUCAUCAAGUCUAUCGUAUUUGUCGCGAUUUAUUCACCCAGAGAAUGAAUCUUUUUCAUUAUAUCUGGACGGUUUUAAUAACCCUCCAACUAAUCGCCGGUGAGACAGAACAUCACCUGAGCUCAAUAUUUCUUUCGGGUGAGUAUACCAAUUACUGUCAGCUGCAAUGUCCCGGCACACCGAAACACACACUUUGUGAAACACCUUCCGAGCCUAACAGAUCUUUGGAACAGUGUGAAAACUUCCAGCAACUACUCGAAAGUUCUGAGCUGUUGGCGAACCUGCUGAACGCACACAAUGGUGUCCGCAACAGGUAUGCGUUGCGACGCUCAAUAACCAACAUGAAGAAGCUUGUGUGGGAUAAUGAACUGGCCCACAUGGCACGGUUACAUCUUGCCUCCUGUCAACGGUACCAGCUCGAUCCCUGUACACUGCUCGACAACCCCAACAUUUACAGCCGGGAUUAUCGAAAUGUGCGUCAAAGCAAGGCGUUCGUCAUCGAGCGUUACCUCCCCAAGUACUACGCUAUCGAUGUCCUACGCAGCUGGUACCUGCAGAAGGCUGAGACACCGUCCCCAAAGGUGACGGGCGACCAUCAGCUGCAGCAAGUUGCGCUGAACAAUUUCACCCUGUUAACCUGGGCCAGUCUCGAGCGGGUGGGAUGUGCCGCGGCCAAGUACUGCGAUGGAUUCCAGCUGGUGUGCAACUACUUUCCCUUCUACUCGCUCGCCGAAUCGAGCGCGGAGCUUGGCCCACCGGCAACCCGAUGCCCACGAACAUUUCCACUGCGUAGUAAAAUCUUCGAUGGACUGUGUACGUUCGAGAUGGACGCUGGAGUGCGUUGGAAGUCGUCGAGCCUGGCAAUGCUUCCGUUAAUGCUACUCUGUCUGUGGCGAACGGUGGAUGGCGGGCUAAGCAUCUAGUGCAUCAUACUUACGGGU
This is a messenger RNA of Anopheles funestus (African malaria mosquito), 1045 nucleotides long. Its product is annotated as venom allergen 5-like. The record is from RefSeq and is a predicted model, not a curated record. The transcript is spliced from 2 exons. NCBI's taxonomy places the organism in Eukaryota, Metazoa, Arthropoda, Insecta, Diptera, Culicidae. Bases 149 to 1027 code for a protein of 292 amino acids.